AUGAAAACGGAAAUUAAAAAAUACGCCAAAAGUGACGAAUAUUGGCAUCAAAUAGAGCUCUCAUUAAUACAGUUGACGGGCAUUGAAGACGGGUAUAGAGCGGCUCGCGAUGGCGUCCAACCACUCGGCGCUCGCAUUGAUUUGUCAGCAAACGGUCUAUUGUUGUUGAAUCUGAUCACCGAAUUGGGAGAACUCGAACAGGCGUUGAAUCGGACAAAGAAAACGUUUGAGUUGUCGGACGGCCGGUGCUCUGCCAUCGUUAAAGUGCUCGAAGACGGCAGCGAUCUGUUUGUCUCGCAUAACAGUUGGUCCGGCUAUUCAACAAUGUUGAGGAUUCUCAAGAAAUACAAUUUGAAUUACAAGAAUAUCGCCGGACAGCACAUCUCAUUCUCCUCAUACCCGGGCAUUAUCUUCUCGAUCGAUGACUAUUACCUCAUUUCUAGCGGUUUAUUAGUGUUGGAGACGUCUAUUGGCAACUAUAACAACAGUUUGUGGCCGAAAGUGGUGGCCGACAAAGUGGUCUUUGAGUUCAUCCGAAACACUGUCGCUAACCGAAUGGCCCGAACCGGCAAAGAGUGGUCGCAGAUAUUCGCAAAGUUCAAUAGUGGCACUUAUAAUAACCAAUUCAUGAUUAUUGACUACAAUAAGUUCGAGAAAGGAGUCAAACCAUCCGAUUUGGCGAAUGACGUGCUUUGGAUUGUGGAACAAAUACCCGGGUAUAUAGAGUCGGCUGACGUGACACACGUAUUACGGGAACAACACUAUUGGCCCUCAUAUAACGUUCCCUACUUUAAAAGCAUUUACGAUAUGAGCGACUAUACGUCUCAAUACAUUAAAUACGGAGACUUUUUCAGCUACGAGAAGACGGCCCGCGCUCUCAUCUUCAGACGAGACCAGAACAAAGUGACGGAUUUGGACUCACUUUACAAACUUAUGAGAUAUAAUGACUUCAAGAAUGACCCGCUUUCCCGAUGCAAUUGCAGUCCUCCCUAUACGGCUGAGUACGCGAUCGCCGCCCGCUGUGACCUCAACGACCCCAACGGUCGAUAUCCGAUCGAUUCCCUCGGCUUCCGAUCCCACGGAGCCAUUGAUGUUAAGCUGACAAACAGUGAUCUGUUUUCACGAUUAGAAAUGAUUGCUAACAGCGGACCCUCUUAUGAAGAACAGCCACCUUUCCAGUGGUCUAACACCCGGAUAGUGGGUGUCCUCCAUAGCGGACAACCCGACACAUUCAAGUUUCCGGCCGUUCACGUCAAAUGGACGCCAACUCUUAUGCAUCCCAUUAGCUUUAGAUGA
Messenger RNA from Medioppia subpectinata, 1296 nucleotides. Lineage: Eukaryota; Metazoa; Arthropoda; Arachnida; Sarcoptiformes; Oppiidae. The record is from the annotation of a GenBank genome assembly.